Messenger RNA from Condylostylus longicornis, 1247 nucleotides. It is a transcript of the gene Oscillin, whose product is annotated as glucosamine-6-phosphate isomerase. Gene Ontology annotation, cellular component: cytoplasm. NCBI's taxonomy places the organism in Eukaryota, Metazoa, Arthropoda, Insecta, Diptera, Dolichopodidae. Gene Ontology annotation, molecular function: identical protein binding; glucosamine-6-phosphate deaminase activity. The record is from RefSeq and is a predicted model, not a curated record. Gene Ontology annotation, biological process: carbohydrate metabolic process; D-glucosamine catabolic process; N-acetylglucosamine catabolic process. The transcript has 5 exons. The coding region runs from base 210 to 1034 and encodes 274 amino acids.
AAGUUUAUUUUCAUGUUCGUUUCACAAGAAAUAAUGUUUAAAUUAAAUUUUCAGUAAUAUUUAAAUUAAAAAUUUGCAUGUAAAUUGAAAAGGCCAAAUAUAAACAAAAAAACUUUUUUUGAAUAAGAAAGUACGUACCUUUGUGACAAAAAGGAAUAGGUUCUCAUUGUGAAAUUUUGGAAUAUUUUUCGUUAAAAAAGAAAGUAAAUAUGCGUCUUAUUAUUUUGGACAGUACUGCAGCAGUUGGAGAUUGGGCUGCGAGAUACGUUAUGAAACGAAUAAAUGCUUUCAAACCAGGACCAGAUCGUUAUUUCGUUUUGGGUCUUCCAACUGGUAGUACACCUUUGGGAAUGUAUAAAAAAUUGAUUGAAUUUUACAAAGCAGGAAAAGUAUCUUUUAAAUAUGUUAAAACAUUUAAUAUGGAUGAAUAUGUAGGAUUACCGAGAGAUCAUCCAGAAAGUUAUCAUUAUUUUAUGUGGAAUAAUUUAUUUAAGCAUGUUGAUAUUGCUCCCGAAAAUGUUCAUAUUUUGGAUGGAAAUGCAGAAGAUUUAGUAAAAGAAUGCAACGAAUUUGAACGUAAAAUAUCUGAAGCUGGUGGUAUUGAAUUAUUUAUUGGUGGUAUUGGUCCAGAUGGUCAUAUCGCUUUUAAUGAGCCGGGUUCAUCAUUGGUUUCAAGAACUAGAGUAAAAGCUUUGGCUCAAGAUACAUUAGAGGCAAAUGCUAGAUUUUUUGAUAAUGAUAUGAACAAAGUUCCUACACAAGCCUUAACUGUUGGUGUUGGUACUGUUAUGGAUUCAAAUGAAGUUAUGAUCUUAAUAACGGGAGCACACAAAGCAUUUGCACUGUAUAAAGGUAUUGAAGAAGGUGUCAAUCAUAUGUGGACCGUUAGUGCAUUUCAACAACAUCCUAACACUUUAAUGUUAUGCGAUGAAGAUGCUACCUUGGAAUUGCGUGUGAAAACUGUAAAAUAUUUUAAGGGAUUAAGUGCAGUUCAUCAUAAAUUAAUUGAAGACGAUGUUUUAAAUGUUCGUUAAAUAUAAAUUAUUUAGUAGUCGCAAGGGUUUAAUGGAAACUCACAUGAAACUGAUUGAGGGCACAUAAUCCGUAACAUAUUAUCAACAUGUUCACCUAACAAGAUAAUUAAAUGUGUAAUUAAAUAAGAAAAAAUUUAUACAAUUCUAUGUUUUGCAUACUUUUAUAAAAUUUUGCGAUUAUGCGAAAAACAAAAUAAAAAUUUAAAUUUUAUA